GGGGGGGUUAGGAGACAGGAGUACGCUGGACCACCGAUGAGAAGAUUCCAAAAGACCUAGAUUUCGCUUGUGGAUGAUAUAUGUCUAAUGUCACACAAACUCGAAGACUUAAAGGCGAAAAUCAACAAACUGGUGGAGGAAGCAGGCGGCGAAGACAGGACUGCAGGUGAACAUAGUGAAGAUAGAGGUGAUGAAGAUAACCAACCAUUACCAACAGAAACAACAACCAACACCAAUCACCAUCAACAGGAGAGGUUUAACUGAGGUUAUCUCCUUCACUUAUCUGACUAGGAAGCAUCGUUUCAUCAAAGCUGGCCAGUGAGAAUCGAAAAGGCAAGAUACGCCUUCAUCAAUCUGAAAUCAGUUUGGAAAUCUUCUGCUCUGCACUCAGCAAUAAGGAAAAAGAUUGGGAUUUUCAACACCAAUGUCAAGUUGGUUCUUCUAUACAGGUCAGAAAAUUGCACUGUGUGUUACGAAAAGGAUUUCCAGCAUGUUACAGACUGUCGUCAACAGCUGCCUUCACUGGUUCCAUGCUAAAGAUCAAAUGGCCAGAAAGAAUUAGCAACAGGAAACUCAGAUUGUCUGGGAACAAACCAACCAAGAGCCGAUUGCUCAACAAAUAUUCUCGACAAAAAGUUUGAUGUUCACUAGCAAAUGACUGGAGGUUCGAUUCCCGGCUGAGGCAAUGUUCAACCCUGCCUGCUUAGCCGGUGGUAAACCCGAUGAAGAGGAGAGAAGGAUGGGCGUGAGGCUAGCAACCUCAACCCGUAAAAUAAAAACACCACUCCUACUGAAACUUAGAAGCUCACGCCGAGUCCAGCACAUUUCCCGAGUGUUCUGGGCGUUUGGAAGUACAUUUGAAGUUGGUUUGGCCUACCUGAUUCUGCCAAGAUUCGGCUGGAGAUGGCUAGUAUUUGCUUCAGCUGUACCAUUAAUGCUUUUCUUAAUUUUAUUGAAAUUUCUGCCUGAGUCUCCAAGAUUUCUUGUUAGCGCUGGGAAAAUUGAAGAAGCUGAACGUAUAAUAGCAGAUUUAUUUCGAGCUAAUCGAGUUGCGCCAUUACAAGGCACUCUAGUAUCCGCGGCUGUACCUGUAAAGGAUCGAGGCAGCAUAAAGGGUAUGUUUGGUAAAGAUUACUUGGUGACGACACUUAUGCUACCAAUCAUCUGGUUCAGUGCAGCAUUCUGUUAUUAUGGUAUUGUUCUUUUAAGUGCUGAAAUAUUUCGUAUUAGACACGCUUGUUUUGGAGAAUAUGUUCGAACUCCAGAUUAUCAUGGUAACUGGAGUCAAGGUCAUGUUCCGCCGCUUUUAGAAGCGCCACGUCAACUCGAUAACUCUUGCUGUAAAGAAUUGUCACAUGAUGAUUAUGUGGCUAUGCUAGUUUCUUCGAUUGGAGAAUUUGUUAUUAUACCAUUGAUGAUUCUGAUGGUUGACUUUGUGGGAAGAAAAAUUACCAUGGCUAUAUGGAAUGGACUUAUAUCUAUCCUUUUCAUGCUACUCUAUCUGUGUAUGCCUAAAUUAGCCAUGACAGCUUUGUUGUUUGUGUUGCGUGCACUCUCUGCCGGUUUAUUCAGUCUUUCAUAUGUUUAUACUACUGAGGUUUAUCCAACAACUGUUCGAGCAGUAGCUGUCGGCACCUUUAGUUCAAUUGCUAGACUAGGUGCUAUGGUCACACCUUAUGUAGCUCAAGUAAUGAUGCCGGAAGUGUCACAGAUUGGCGCCUUGUGCUUGUAUGCUUCUAUAACUGCAUUAGUCGCAUUGCUGUCAAUUUUCCUGCCAAUAGAAACAAAAGGACGUCAGCUACCGAGUUCCACUGUUUCAGUUACAUCAGAGGAGACUCCAUCUCUUCAAGUCGCUAAAUAAAUCACCUUCUUUUGGGUAGAAAACAAAUGUGAUCUUGGUGUUUCCUCAGUCGGUUCGGUGUGUUGCUGUUUUUUCUUCGUCUUCUUCAUAUUUCAAAUGAAUAGCAUUCAUGCUAAUUUCAACUAGUGUGUCAAAAGAUCUCAUUCUCUUCUUUUCAUAACUUUCUUACAAUCUAAAUAUCAACAGAGAUUUAUCUAUAUGUUCCUUUCUUGUCACUCUUAACUACAAAGUGAUAUUUUUUUUAAAAAAAAAAACAACUGUGAAGUUGACCGUUCAAAUAAAUAAUCUUAAUUCUCGUUGUUUUGAAUAAAUUUUGUUCAAUUGUGCCUGUUUUAUUUUUGUCUGCUCAAAAAUGGUUUCCUCUUAAAAAAAAAACUUGAAUACAAUGUUUAGCAUUAUUGUUCUUUACUGUUCUGCUUGGAUGCGUUGAGUCUUGUUCCGUGCUAUUGUUCUUGUUCAUGCUGUUGUUGCUGCCUCUGUCUUGCUCCUUUUCUAAUAAUUGUGAUUGUGAAUCCUUAGACUGCAUAUUACUAUGUGAUCAUCUUACUCUGGACCAACUGUUUAUCCUCUUUUUUUUGUUUUUUCUUGUUUUUUUUAUGGGUUUUCCUUUUGUAUCAUUGUCAUAUUUGUAUUUUUUGUGUCUUUCUCUCUCUCUCUUUGUGUGUUCUUGCAAUUCCCUUUGAUGACCCAUACAACAGAGAUACCAUGUUAACGACAGUAAUAAUAAUAACGAUGAUGAUGAUAAUAACAAUAAUAAUAUUUCUUGUGUUUUUGUAAAAUAAAAAUAUUUCGAUUUCCUUCUUACAUACUUGUUACGAAAUAUUGUGAAUUUUCUCAUCAUCUGAGCGGAAGUUCACUGAGAUAUACUUCUUCCAAGACCU
Trichobilharzia regenti is the source of this 2742-nucleotide messenger RNA. Lineage: Eukaryota; Metazoa; Platyhelminthes; Trematoda; Strigeidida; Schistosomatidae. The record is from the annotation of a GenBank genome assembly.